AUGACCGCUAGCAUCACAAUGAACCUCAAAAGUUUUGGUGAAAUCGGCCCAAUCCCUUCCAUCCCCCUUCGAUCCCCUUCUAUCCACGUGUCUCCCAACCCUCGAGGGCACACGCAGGGAACACAGGGAACACGACGCCGCCAACGAGAGAAGGUGCCCCGCCGCCGGAUCUUCACCGCCCCGCCACCGCCAGAGCGUCGACGUCCUCCUCCGCCGGUUCUCCCCGAGCAGUUCGCCGUCUCCAUGGCCAUCCUUCUCCUCUCCUACCUGGCUUUGCCGAGGAUUUUAGCUUGCAGUUCGCUGUCGUCUUGGCCACACAUGGCCAGUUCGCUGUCUGUCUCUUCUAAUUGCAGAACAGGGUGCGUCGUGGUUGCUAAGCAAUGAAGGGAGGGCCUGUUUUGCUGUGUUCUGGUGGUUUAGAGGACAUUUUAUUUUUGUCAGUAGUGUGUUAUCAAUGAUAGUUAUCCUAUGUUUGAUUCGUGAUAAUUAUGUAAUACUCGCAUUCUGCUCUAAUUUCAAUUUGAUAGCCAGAUGCCUACCAACAAAAUGUUCUGUAGCAAGUUUUUCUUACUAUGGCAUUUGAUAACUUGUAAAGAUUGGAUUUUUAACUGUUUUGCACCA
Messenger RNA from Triticum aestivum (bread wheat), 621 nucleotides. RefSeq lists its product as uncharacterized. The coding region runs from base 1 to 384 and encodes 127 amino acids. NCBI's taxonomy places the organism in Eukaryota, Viridiplantae, Streptophyta, Magnoliopsida, Poales, Poaceae. The transcript is spliced from 4 exons. The record is from RefSeq and is a predicted model, not a curated record.